AUGGCGGCCAAGCGCAAGGCCUCGGCGAUCGGCGCCGUGGAUGACGAGCCCGUGGACCCGUCGGAUGAGCUGGCGUUCUAUUGCCUGGGCGGAGGCAAUGAGGUUGGCCGGUCAUGCCAUAUCAUUCAGUACAAGGGCAAGACGGUGAUGCUCGACGCCGGUAUGCAUCCCGCCAAAGAGGGAUUCUCGGCCCUCCCCUUCUUCGACGAGUUCGAUCUCAGCACGGUGGAUAUUCUUCUGAUCAGCCAUUUCCACGUCGACCACUCCUCCGCUCUCCCCUACGUCCUUAGCAAAACCAACUUCAAAGGCCGUGUCUUUAUGACACAUGCCACGAAAGCUAUCUACAAAUGGCUUAUCCAAGACAACGUUCGGGUCAGCAACACAUCAUCCAGCUCGGAUCAGCGCACAAAUUUAUACACCGAACGAGACCACCUCUCUACACUCCCUCUCAUCGAAACCAUCGACUUCAACACCACCCACACCAUCAACAGCAUCCGCAUCACGCCAUUCCCCGCCGGCCAUGUCCUCGGCGCCGCCAUGUUCCUGGUCUCGAUCGCCGGCUUGAACAUCCUGUUCACUGGCGACUACUCUCGCGAGGAGGACCGGCACUUGAUUCCGGCUGAGGUGCCCAAGGGGAUCAAGAUUGAUGUUCUCAUCACAGAAUCCACAUUCGGCAUUUCAUCAAACCCGCCUCGGUUGGAACGUGAAGCGGCGCUGAUGAAGUCUAUCACGGGCGUUUUAAACCGCGGUGGUCGGGUUCUGAUGCCAGUGUUUGCCCUCGGACGCGCGCAGGAACUGCUUCUUAUUCUCGACGAAUAUUGGGAGCGGCACCCGGAAUUGCAGAAAAUCCCCAUUUAUUAUAUCGGCAACAUGGCCCGACGAUGCAUGGUCGUCUACCAGACCUAUAUCGGCGCCAUGAACGACAACAUUAAACGCUUAUUCAGGCUCCGGAUGGCCGAGGCCGAGGCUUCUGGCGAUAAGAGCGUGAGCGUGGGGCCAUGGGAUUUCCGAUUCGUCCGAAGUCUGCGAAGCCUGGACCGAUUCGACGAUGUUGGGGGCUGUGUAAUGCUGGCGUCGCCGGGUAUGCUGCAAUCGGGCACGAGUCGUGAAUUGCUCGAGCGCUGGGCUCCCAGUGACCGGAACGGUGUGGUCAUGACCGGCUACAGUGUGGAAGGCACCAUGGCAAAGCAAUUGCUCAAUGAGCCCGAUCAGAUUCCCGCCGUGAUGUCUAAAGUGGCCACUGGCCAUGGACGCGGCCGGGUCCCCGGAGGCAAUGACGAGGAGCAGAAAGUGAUGAUCCCACGCCGAUGCACGAUUGAUGAGGUUAGUUUCGCAGCUCAUGUUGACGGCGUUGAGAACCGGAACUUUAUCGAAGAGGUCGCUGCGCCAGUAGUGAUUCUUGUUCACGGAGAAAAGCACCAAAUGAUGAGACUCAAGUCGAAACUGCUUAGCCUUAACGCAGACAAGACAGUCAAAGUCAAAGUAUACACGCCUGCCAACUGCGACGAGGUCCGCAUCCCCUUCAAGAAAGACAAGAUUGCCAAGGUCGUCGGGAAGCUGGCACAGAUUGCUCCCCCCACAGAAGAAAGUGAUAGCCAGCUCAUGGCAGGUGUCUUGGUUCAAAAUGGAUUUGAUCUAAGCCUCGUUGCUCCGGAGGACCUCCAAGAGUAUGCCGGUCUCACCACGACAACCAUCACAUGCAAGCAACACAUCACGCUCAGCUCCGCCAGCAUGGAUCUGAUUCGCUGGGCUCUGGAGGGUACCUUUGGCGCGAUUGAGGAGGUCGGAAACCAGGUUAAGAAAGCCGAUAGCGACUCGGAAGGCUCUCACCCAAAAUCGGAGGCUGCCGAUGAGGAAAUUCCGAUGGAAUCAACACAGACUUUCCUUGUUAUGGGCUGUGUCAUUCUCCGCCACCACCCACGAACCCGCGAGGUUGAACUGGAAUGGGAAGGGAACAUGAUGAACGACGGUGUCGCCGACGCUGUCAUGGCUGUUCUUCUUACCGUCGAGAGCAGUCCAGCCUCGGUGAAACAAUCCGCAAAGGACAAGCAUCACCACCACCAUCAUGGCGAUGAUGACAUCGCCGCUCUCCCGAACCCCCAUUCCCAAGUCUCAGCCGACGAACGACUGACGCGCCUUCUGAUGAUGCUGGAAGCGCAAUUCGGCUCUAACAUUGCCCCCAUCGAACGCCCAAGAGUCCCGACCGAGCUCGUCAACGGUAAACUAGAAAAUGGCGACACAGACAAAACGACCGAUCCCGAGCGCGUGGCUGAUAUCGAGUCUGCAGAACUUGACCGACUUCAUGCUUUAGGUAUUCCCGUCCCCGGUCUUGAGAUCCGAGUUGACCAACACGUGGCACGUGUUUGGCUUGAGAACCUGGAGGUGGAAUGCACCAAUGCUAUUCUGCGGGAUCGUGUGCGCGUCGUUGUCGAGCGGGCUGUAGAGACCGUUGCGGGGCUGUGGGCUGAGGACUCCAUGCCCCGGGAGGUGACGGCACCCAAUGGCUCUGCUGAGGAGCAGAUGGAGGUCGACGUGAAACAGGUGGCUGCCAUUGAGGCUUAG
Molecule: messenger RNA, 2562 nt
Organism: Penicillium lagena
Lineage: Eukaryota; Fungi; Ascomycota; Eurotiomycetes; Eurotiales; Aspergillaceae
Gene: ysh1
Product: cleavage polyadenylation factor subunit YSH1
Exons: 5
Coding region: 1-2562 (853 amino acids)
Biological process (GO): mRNA 3'-end processing by stem-loop binding and cleavage
Cellular component (GO): mRNA cleavage and polyadenylation specificity factor complex
Molecular function (GO): 5'-3' exonuclease activity; RNA binding; RNA endonuclease activity
Source: RefSeq, a predicted model, not a curated record